Messenger RNA from Drosophila obscura, 6186 nucleotides. It is a transcript of the gene Nna1, whose product is annotated as cytosolic carboxypeptidase Nna1. Gene Ontology annotation, molecular function: zinc ion binding; metallocarboxypeptidase activity. Gene Ontology annotation, biological process: proteolysis. Lineage: Eukaryota; Metazoa; Arthropoda; Insecta; Diptera; Drosophilidae. The coding region runs from base 248 to 5968 and encodes 1906 amino acids. The transcript is spliced from 16 exons. The record is from RefSeq and is a predicted model, not a curated record.
GGCCUUAGACACACGCACAACAUCACAAUAUCCCAUCCCAAAAUAUACAUAGUUCAAAUCUGAUAUUCCCACAUAUAGUACGUUUUUUUUUGUUUCUAAAGUUUCUCUCGCUCUUGCACACACACAAAGUCGGCAAAAUACACGCGGCAAAAUAUAAAGUUCUCUCAAAAUAACACAAGUGAUAAGCUACGCAGGGAGUGGAGGCAUCUGUGAGGCAUCUGUGGGAUUCAUAGGCCAGAGCUCAAGGAUGCAGAAGGGCGUCAAGGACAAGGACAAAGACAAGGAGAACAGCGAUCAGCAACAACAGUCCAAGCAGACGACCAACGAUGGCUUUCUUGGCAGUUUUCUAUCAAAGGGCCUGAAGACCAAUCAAUUGGUUGUGAAUACGGAUGAGAAAACCCUGCGACCCGUUGCACGACUGAAGGAACCGCGCGAUCUUUUCGCCCUGCCGAAGGACAAGGACAAUGACUGCUCACAGCAGGCCCCCAGAUGGCCCGUCGAGUGUCAGGUCAUCGAGGAGCGCAUCACACACAUUCCCUAUGUGCCGGCCCAGCCGGAGCCGCUCAAUGCACCGACGGGCAACGAGCUGAAGCCACGGCCCGUGGGCGAGGAGAACGGCAUUGUUGUGUUCAGCUACAGUCCGAUUAGUGCCGUCAAUUAUGCAAAGCCGAGGGCCAAGAAGGAGGAUGAGUCCAGCGAUGAAUCGGACUACUCAUCGGACUCGAGGAACGAUUCAACGCCGCCCAGUCGAACGACGCCCGUGCGCCAGCCGGGGGCUGGCAGUCGCGGCGGCAAGCUGAACAGCGUCUCCAAGAUGAUCAACAGCCUGGACAAUCGCUCGACCAGCGCCUCCCUGGACGAUGACAAUGACAAUGACAAUGAUUUCGAUGACGACCCCUAUGACUAUGACACGAGUGGCGCUGGCGCUGGCGGCGGCGGCGGCAGUGGCGAGGCCCGGGAAAAGGCCAUCAUCAAGGAUCUCAUUGAGGAGAAGAAGCGCCGCUACAUGAGCGCUGCGGCCGGAGCAGAGGAGAAGCAACAGCAGCAGCAGCAGCCCACUGGCCACAACAGCCAGACGGCCAGCAGAUCGGAGAGCAAGCCCAAGAGCAGCAACAGCAACAGCAACAAGCAGGGCAACGCCAUCAGCGAUGGCAUCGAUGACAUCUGGAAGAACAACACCAGCGAGUACAAGCCCGCCUCGCCGCGCUACAUCCUCAGCCAGUUCGGGAAGAAUGUGACCAGGGCCGUGAUCGAUCGUCUGGUGGAUCAUGGCGAUGAGAAGCAGCCGACGGGCGGCACGGGCACGGCCAGCGGCAGUCAAAAGGUAGCGUCGUCGAGCAAGUAUGCCAUAUCCCCGAUCAAGUUGCCCAAAAAGAAUAUCGCUCGGCUGGAGAUCGCCUUUGAGCGCAGUGUUCGUCCCGUUUCACCGGCCUCGGCCAUAGUCACGAAUCCAGAGCUCAUUCAUAGCAAUUUGCUGAGCGAUCUGUUGGUGCCCCUCAGCAGCACCGAUGCCAGCACCAAUUCGAGUCCCGUCAGCUCCGAUUCCGAUACGGAAUCCGACACCACCGAAUCAGCCGAAUCAGCCUCAUUCCAUUCGUGUCGACUGGCCGGCGGUGCAGACAACAUGCCGCUGGCGCUGGCGCUGCCUCCGCCUCCGCCUCUGCCUCAGCCCUGUGCGGGCUCCGGCAAUGUAUCCGAAACGGAAACUUUGGUGGGGGAGGAGAGCAAAAGCCAGAGCAAAAUCAAGCCAGCACCUGGGGGGCAACAGCGCAAGAUAAAGCAGUCCAGAGGGAGGCAUUCCAUGCGAGGCGGCAGCACUGUGCCAUAUACACAUGCGGCAACCCUUGCGGCGGCUGCAGCUGCCAACAGGGCGGCACGCCAUGGCGACACAGAGCCAAACAAUUCCAUGGAUAGCCUCAUGGGUGAAUGUGGGACUGGGACUGGAACUGGAACUGGUAGUGGGACUGGGACUGGGACUGGGCCGGGGCCGGGCACUAGCACUGGCACUGGCACUGGCACAACCACGAGCAGCCUCAAUGCUUAUCCAUCGUACCAGAGUCAAGAAUCAUCGACUAAUCAGGAGACGAACACCUCGUCUCAAUCGCUGUUAUGCUCUUCUAAUCCAUUGCCGCAAGCACAGUUCAGCCGUUCGGCGGUGGGCGGUGCCAAAUUCGUCACAAACUGCCAUCCCAUGAAUGCCGAGGAGUACGACGGGCUGGAGUUUGAGUCGCGCUUCGAGAGCGGCAACCUGGCCAAAGCGGUACAGAUCACGCCCACCUAUUACGAGCUGUAUCUGCGUCCCGAUCUCUACACGAGCCGCUCCAAGCAGUGGUUCUACUUUCGUGUGCGGCGCACACGCCGCAAGAUGCUCUAUCGCUUCUCGAUUGUGAAUCUUGUGAAGUCCGACAGCCUCUACAACGAUGGCAUGCAGCCGGUCAUGUACUCCACGCUGGGGGCCAAGGAGAGGAGCGAGGGCUGGCGGCGUUGCGGCGAUAAUAUCUGUUAUUAUCGCAAUGAUGAUGAAAGAAGUACCAGCAAUAAUGGCAAUGAGGAGGAUGAGGACAACUCCACAUACACGCUCACAUUCACCAUUGAGUUUGAGCACGAUGAGGAUACGGUUUACUUUGCCCACAGCUAUCCGUACACAUACAGCGAUCUGCAGGACUAUCUCAUGGAGAUCCAGCGCCAUCCGGUCAAGUCAAAGUUCUGCAAAUUGCGUCUACUCUGCCGCACGCUGGCCGGCAACAAUGUCUACUAUCUGACGGUGACGGCGCCAUCCAGCAACGAAGAAAAUAUGCGGCGUAAAAAAUCAAUUGUCGUUUCGGCACGCGUCCAUCCAAGUGAAACGCCUGCAUCGUGGAUGAUGAAGGGACUGAUGGACUUCAUCACUGGCGACACAACAGUGGCCAAGCGGCUGCGCCACAAGUUCAUCUUCAAGCUGGUGCCAAUGCUGAAUCCGGACGGUGUGAUUGUGGGCAAUACGCGCAACUCGCUCACCGGCAAGGACUUGAAUCGUCAGUAUCGCACGGUUAUCCGUGAGACAUAUCCAUCCAUUUGGUAUACAAAAGCCAUGAUUAGAAGACUGAUUGAAGAGUGCGGCGUGGCCAUGUACUGUGAUAUGCACGCGCACUCACGCAAACACAACAUAUUUAUUUAUGGCUGUGAGAACAAGCGGAAUCCGGAGAAGAAGCUCACCGAGCAGGUAUUCCCCCUGAUGCUACACAAGAACAGUGCGGAUCGGUUCUCCUUUGAGAGCUGCAAGUUCAAGAUACAACGCAGCAAGGAGGGCACUGGUCGCAUUGUCGUCUGGAUGCUGGGCAUCACCAAUAGCUAUACGAUUGAGGCAUCCUUUGGUGGCUCCUCGCUGGGGUCGCGCAAGGGCACGCACUUCAAUACGCAGGACUAUGAACACAUGGGACGAGCAUUUUGUGAGACACUGUUGGACUAUUGCGAUGAGAAUCCAAACAAAGUAAAGCGCCAUGCAAAGUUAUUUAAGCAAAUCAAAAAGAUAAGAAAACGCGAGAAACGCGAACAGAAAGCAUUGAAAUUACAGAAAAUGGCCGAUCAGAUUUUAAAUUUACUCAAACAACAGGACAGGCUGCGAUCCAAAAUCAUCGAAAGACUGAUGAGAGAAGGCUCCAGUGCCGACGAGCCACUGAAUAUACCAUUAUCGGAUUACUCAAGCGACGAGGGCAACUGCAGCUCCAGCUCGGACAACGAGGGCAAGCACUCGAUCACGGCCUCCGAUCUGGAGGGACCCUGCUGUGCGCCCACACGUGCCCCGCCCAGUUCGCCGGAGGUCAUACACGAGAUACGAAAGUUCCGAGUGCGUCGCAUGCGCAAGGUGAUGCACGAACUGGAUCGCAUUUACUUUACGCCGCUGUUCCAGCGCAAGUUCAAGGCCCUCAACACACUGAAGCGACGGCGCCACAAGCUGGGCGCCACCAAGACACCGUCGCCGGUGGUCAAGCGGCUGAAAAGCGGCGCUGGUGACACCGCCGCAGCCGCCACAUCGCUGGCCGAGCCGUUUAUGCGCCGGCAGGCGAAGAAGCCAGCAGCCAGCAAGCAGGCAAUCGAAAAGGAAAGCUCCGACGACAGCAUUGGCUCGAGCUCCCAAUCGCAGGAGAACGAGCCGGCAGCGGCCACGGAGACGACGACAAGGACAAGGAAAGCGAAGACAGCGGCGCGCAGGACACGCAGCACGGCCGCCGCGAGCGGCCCCCAGGCUGGGGGAUCGGCUGGGGGAUCGGCAGGCAAACAGAAGGCAGGCAAGAAGAAGAAGUAUAUGCAAACGGAGAAGAAGAAGCCGCCGGCGAACCACAAGCUGCAUGUGGAUCGCAAUUUUCGCCUGUGGCUGGCCAAUCGCAAGAUCUUCAUAUGUCGCCGCAAAAAGUCGUUGCAGACGCGUCGCACUCGUGUGCGCAACAAGGCGCCCAAGAAGCGCGGCGAGGUGGUGCGCACCACACUGGAUCUGCCCACCACCGAUCCCGGCUCCGAUCUGCACUUCUCCACCGACGACGAGGAGCACUCGCCGACGACAGGGCCGAGCGGCUACGGUGCCGUGGCCCCGCUGCGGCACACCCUGCUCCAGAGCGAGCUGCAGCGGCGCUACAUUGAGGAAAUCGGCGACACGGUGGUGCAGAAGCCAAAGCCCGCCCAUAUGCCGCCGGAGCUGAUUGUGACAACGCCCUCGAAGAGCAACACACCGGGCGGCGGCAAGAAGCUUGACUUUUACAAGCUGACGCCACGCACAGCGCCCGAACUGGCCAUGGGCAUGGGCAUGGGCAUGGGCAUGUACAAGCAGCAGCAGGUGGUGAGCGUUGGGACAACAUCAACGUCUGCCAGGCGCACCUACUCGUGGCACAAUCUCGACCAGGAGGCGGCCAUCUCCGCCACCAACAGCAGCAUCAGCAAGCAGGCAGCCAAUUUCUAUAUGAACGAGUCCAAGGCAGCGAUGAAGAUCAAGCCACCGCCGCCACGAAGGAACUUUAUACCCCAGCGAAAUGUGACGAGCACCUCCUCGGCGGAUGAUCUGCAGCUGAAGCUGUCGCUCAAGAAGAAGAUCUGGACGGGUGCCCAUGGGGAGCCCGAUGGACGACCGCUGUCCUGGUUUAAGGGUCACAUGAACCAGGCUCAGGCACAGGCACAGGCUCAGGCACAGGCACAGUCCAAUGCCAUGGCCGCUGGAGGGGGAGGAGCAAGCCGCACCGUGUUCACUGCUGCCAGUGGCAGAGAAGCGGGUGGAGCAGCAGCAGCAGCAGCGCCGCCCACCAUAAUGGGAGCGCCGCGCAAGCCCAGGAAACUCGAGCAGGUGGAUCUGUUCAACGCCUGCUCCCAGAAGCUCAUCAUGUGGCAGCAGCAGGAGGAGCACAAGAAAGUGCAGCCGCAGCGUCUCGUGCGCGUCGAGGAUCAACAGCGCGAGAUGAUGCGCUCCUUCAAGCCCAUGCAGCUGGGCAAGAAGCAAUCGUUGGUGGGCAAGACCAUGUCCGGGCUGGGGCCCGAUGCCAGCAGUGCUGGCAUGAAGGUUAAGCGCAAGUCGAGCAGCAUGAUGAAGAUCGCCGAGACCACACAGCUGGUCACACGCUUUGCCCGCACACGCGGCAGUUCAGGCAGCUCCGCACUGCAGCAGCAUCCACACCAGAUGCAGCAGCAGCAGCAGCACCAGCAGCACCAGCAGCAUCCGUCUCAGGGCCAGCGUAUGAUGUACAAGAAUCAAUCGCUGGCCAGUUCGGGCAGCGGACGCCAUUACUCCGCUGGCAUGAUCAAUCCACAGCAUGCACAUGCACAUCGCGGUCCCAGCAAGUUCAAGACGGGCGGACUGGUGGUCACUGCCGUCCAGCAGCCAGGCAUGGCGCCCGGCAGCAGCAGCAGCUCACGCCGGAUGCGCAAUGCAGCCGGACUGCCGCCGAGGGCCAGCCAGGGGGGACACACGGGAUUCGGAGCAGCUGCAACAGGCAGCAGCAGGUAGCGGUGGCGGUGGCGGUGGCAACGGCAACGGUUUGCUGCAGUAUCAGCGGAACACCAACGUACAGAUGAACAAAUCCUCGACGACGGGCAUCAGCCUGGACACGGUCAAUCUGGUGCGCAAGGUGAAGACCAAGCUGAAGAAGCGCAAGUCCCGCGCUCUGUCCAAUGGACCUGCCAAGUAGGAUACACCACACACCACACCCCACCACACCCCAGCCC